Messenger RNA from Sarcophilus harrisii (Tasmanian devil), 2282 nucleotides. RefSeq names its product plasminogen activator, urokinase (gene PLAU). The transcript has 11 exons. Gene Ontology annotation, biological process: regulation of cell adhesion mediated by integrin; plasminogen activation; fibrinolysis. The record is from RefSeq and is a predicted model, not a curated record. NCBI's taxonomy places the organism in Eukaryota, Metazoa, Chordata, Mammalia, Dasyuromorphia, Dasyuridae. The coding region runs from base 154 to 1413 and encodes 419 amino acids. Gene Ontology annotation, molecular function: serine-type endopeptidase activity.
CGCAGCCUCUGCAGAGCUAGACAGUGAGAAGAGGAGUUCAUCAGCACUUAGAAGCGCGCUCAGUGUGAACUUGAGCUUGACCCUCCGCACCAGACAGAGCCUCUGAUCAGGCUGAGUGCCGGGAGCAGAAGCCACCUUCCCACCCAACCCACCAUGAGAGUCCUGCUCGCUUCGCUCCUUUUGUGUGUGCUGACCUUAGGCUGCAGAGCUUUGAAAAAACGUGAUUAUGCUUCUGAUUCAGAUUGUGGCUGCUUGAAUAACGGCGUGUGCAUAUCCUACAAGUACUUCAAGAUUCAUCGAUGUUCCUGCCCAGAAAAUUUCAUUGGGGAGCAUUGUGAGAUAGACAUUUCACAAAAAUGCUACAAAGGUAAUGGACACUCUUAUCGAGGAAUGGUCAGCCAGGACAUCUGGGGCAACCCUUGUGCGAAGUGGAACUCACCCGUCUUAUCCUCACAACUGUACCAUGCCAACCGGCCAGAUGCAAUGCAAUUGGGCUUAGGGAAGCACAAUUACUGCAGAAACCCAAACAACCAGAGGAGGCCAUGGUGUUUUGUGGAGGUUGGCAGGAAGCAGUAUGUGAGGGAAUGCAAAGUGCCCCAGUGUCCUACUGAAAAAGGAUUCCAGUGUGGCCAUAAAUCGAUGACACCCCGCUUCAAGAUCGUUGGGGGAAACAGAACGCCCAUCGAGAACCAGCCUUGGUUUGCUGCCAUCUACAGGAGGCAUCCAGGGGGGAGCAUUACCUUUAAUUGUGGGGGUGCCCUCAUCAGUUCCUGCUGGGUAAUCAGUGCUGCCCACUGCUUUCCUAAACUUAAAAGGGGGGAGACCUACUUAUUGUAUCUGGGCCAGUCAAAGCGCAACUCUGAGUCCUUUGGAGCGAUUCCGUUUGAAAUCGAGGAGCUGAUUUUACAUGAGAAUUUCAGCACUGGAGCCAUCGCUUUUCACAAUGAUAUUGCUCUGCUAAAAAUCCGUUCCAGAACUGGUAAAUGUGCGGAGCCCUCCAGAGCCGUGCAGACCAUAUGCCUCCCCCCAGCAUAUGCAGAUAUCCCCUUCGGCAGUGACUGUGAGGUCACUGGCUUCGGAUUUGAAGAGCACAAUGACUACAUCUAUCCAGAAUACCUCAAAAUGGGAGUUGUGAGACCAAUUUCGCACAAGGAAUGUCAACGAGCUGAUUAUUAUGGCUCUGAAGUCACCCUGCAGAUGGUGUGUGCUGCCCAUCCCACGUGGUCUUCAGAUGCCUGCCAGGGAGACUCAGGUGGGCCUCUGGUCUGCCCCAUUGGUGACCGCAUGGCUCUGGUUGGUGUUGUGAGCUGGGGUCUUGGCUGUGCCGAAAAGAACAAACCUGGCGUUUAUGCUCGUGUUUCUCACUUCCUGCCCUGGAUCCAGGCCCACACAGGCCUUUCUGGUCCCAUCUGAGAAGACCUUGGAAGCUUAGGAAGGAGAAGGCCAUGCUACUCCCUCUUGCCCUGAGUCAUCUCUACCAGGCACAUUGGACCCCGAAAAGACACUCCGGAGAGAUGUUCUCUCUAUGUGGGCUUCUUGCCAGGGAACUUGAAGACAGAUUUAACCUUCACACUGGGGCUUAGACGCUGGUUAUCUCGGACCCCUUGGCCAGGGUCAGAAUCAGGUGUUUUAGAGUUUUCACAGAGAUUUUAGGCUGGUAAGAGCAUCUGGUUACUCACUACUGGUGAAUCCCAAACUGGAUCUGGAGAGGAAGAGAUCGGCUCCCCAGCACAAUCUGCCUUCACCAUAGAGCCCAAGUCCAAAUGUUUACAAAAUGUAAUUAUGAAUUGAACUCUGAGAUCGGGGCCCUUGGAGUUCAUGGGACUAUGGCCAGUGUGGAAAUAGACAUCAGGGAUGGGGACCCUAGUGAAAUAGUCCAGUGGACUAGUCAGGAAGUAGAAUGUCCUUAUGCACAUGGCUUUGAAUGUACCCAUCUAUGUGGGCAUUCAAAUGUCCUUUGGUCUUGGGAUGUGUGUGUGCACUUGGGUGCUUCUCCUAGCUGUGUAGACAAUGGUGUAUCCCAGACAGUCCAGGUCUUACCUCUGUUCUCCUGAGGUACCCUCCUCAAUCCUUUUAUGAGGGGGUCUGGGAUGACUGUGACCGACACCGAAUGUCUAGGUUUCUUCCAUAUCCUCAUUCCUCUUUGAUAUUUACCCUACCUGUUUUUCCAAAUCCUACUAUGUAACUUGAGGGCCGGCCCCUUGCGCUGAAUAUUUAAUAAUUAUUUUUGUUAUUUAUUUUUAUUUUUGUAGUAUCACAUGAUCACCAUCAAUAAAAACAUU